This is a messenger RNA of Calypte anna (Anna's hummingbird), 4802 nucleotides long. It is a transcript of the gene SGSM2, whose product is annotated as small G protein signaling modulator 2. The transcript has 24 exons. Lineage: Eukaryota; Metazoa; Chordata; Aves; Apodiformes; Trochilidae. The record is from RefSeq and is a predicted model, not a curated record. Gene Ontology annotation, molecular function: GTPase activator activity. The coding region runs from base 137 to 3286 and encodes 1049 amino acids.
CAGCUCUCCCGUUCCCGCCCUCCCGGACCCGAUCCCGCAGCCGCUCCCGAGCCCUCACACCGCGGGUGCUCUCGCAGCAGCGCGGACCGGCGGCCCUGAGCGCGGCGGGGCGGGCGGCCCCGCUCCCCGCUCCGCCAUGAGCUGCUCGGCGGACGCCGUGAAGGAGAAGCUGCUGUGGAACGUGAAGAAGGAGGUAAAGCAGAUCAUGGAAGAAGCAGUCACCAGGAAAUUUGUACAUGAAGACAGCAGUCACAUCAUCGCCUUAUGUGGUGUUGUGGAAGGCUGUCUCCUGCACAUGCUGAAGCGCAGGGCUGCCGGGUUCCUGCGCACCGACAAGGUGGCCGCGCUCUUCACCAAGGUGGGCAAGACAUACACCAUAGCUGGGGAUGUCUGCAAGAAAGUCCAGGAGCUGCAGCAGCAGCUGGAAAGCAGGAAAAAUCAGCCCAAUGGGCAGGAGCCCCUCAAGAGACAGGGAUCAGCCACAAGCAAACCCCCUGUCCUGACACCACAGGCCAUCAAACACAUCUGGGUUCGGACAGCCUUGAUUGAGAAGGUGCUGGACAAGAUUGUGCAGUAUAUUGUGGAUAACUGCAGUAAAUAUUAUGAAAAAGAAGCUUUAAUGGCAGAUCCUGUUUGUGGCCCUAUACUGGCUUCUCUCCUAGUUGGACCAUGUGCACUGGAGUACACCAAGCUUAAGACAGCUGACCACUACUGGACAGACCCUUCAGCAGAUGAGCUGGUGCAGCGACACCGGAUCCACGGAGCACACGGCCGCCAGGACUCUCCUUCCAAGCGCCCAGCCCUGGGAAUCCGGAAGCGGCACUCGAGCGGGAGCGCGGCUGAGGAUCGCUUUGCUGCCUCGGCACGGGAGUACGUGGAGUCCCUGCACCAGAACUCCCAAACACACCUCCUCUAUGGCAAGAACAACGUCCUAGUCCAGCCAAAAGAUGACUUGGAGGCAAUUCCUGGCUAUCUCUCCCUUCAUCAGUCAGCAGAUAGUUUGACACUGAAAUGGACUCCAAAUCAGCUGAUGAAUGGAACCCUAGGAGAUUCGGAGCUGGAGAAAAGUGUUUACUGGGACUACGCAUUAAUAGUGCCACUCAGCCAGAUCGUCUGCAUUCACUGCCAUCAGCAACAAGGCAGAUGGACAUUAGUUUUGGUGAGUCAGGAUGGAACUCAGAGACCUCCGCUGCACUUCCCCCAAGGAGGUCACCUCCUCGCAUUCCUCUCCUGUCUGGAAAAUGGUCUUCUGCCUCGUGGCCAGCUGGAACCACCACUGUGGUCCCAACAGGGCAAGGGCAAGGUAUUUCCAAAGCUUCGAAAACGGAACAGCAACAAAUCAGUGGACCUAGAGGAAAUGCCAGCUGACACCUCUACAGACUAUGUGUUCAGAAUUAUUUAUCCAGGACACAAGCAUGAUAACAUAACUAUUAACUACCACCACUUAGCUGCCAGCCGCUCUGCCUCUGUUGAUGAUGAUGAGGAGGAGGAAGAUAAGCUCCACGCAAUGCUAUCAAUGAUCUGCUCUCGGAACCUCACAGCUCCUAAUAGGAUGAAAGACACCAGUGACAUGAUUGAGAUGCAAGGCUUUGGGGCCAACCUGCUGUCGUGGCAGCUGGAGCACUGCAGCCAAGGCUCCUCCUGUGUCUCCUGCUCCUCAGGCAGCUCUCCCUACGACAUUCCCAGCUGCUGCAACUGCAUCCAUGAUAGAACUCCCUUGAAGAUGCUAUGUGAAAGUAUGAAGAGGCAAAUAGUUUCCAGAGCCUUUUAUGGAUGGCUCGCCUACUGCCGCCACUUGUCAACCGUGCGAACCCAUCUGUCUGCCCUGGUGAACCACACCAUCAUCCCACCCGACAGACCAUCCAGUGCUGAUGGAGGCCUGACUAAAGAGGUCUGGAGCAAGUAUCAGAAGGACAAGAAGAAUUACAAGGAACUGGAAUUACUGAGAAGAGUUUACUAUGGUGGGGUACAGCAUGAGAUUCGGAAGGAGGUGUGGCCAUUCCUCCUGGGUCACUAUAAAUUCGGCAUGGCCAAAAAGGAAAUGGACCAGGUGGAUGAAGACAUUGCUCUCCGGUAUCAGAAGGUCAUGGCUGAGUGGAAAGCCUGUGAGGUCAUUGUAAAGCAGCGAGAGAAGGAAUCACACUCUGCCACCCUGGCAAAGUUCUCCUCGGGCAGCAGCAUCGACAGCCACGUCCAGAGACUGAUUCACAGGGACUCCACCAUCAGCAAUGAUGUCUUUAUAUCCGUAGAUGAAGCAGACUCAGGGGAGCAGGACUCCAAAGGUCAGGAUGACCCCACUUUGACCGUGGUGUCUGCUGAGACACCAGCAGCUGCUGUGGAGUUUGACUCCCCUGACUCGGGGCUGCCCUCCUCGAGGAAUUACUCGGUGGCCUCUGGAAUCCUCUCCAGCAGCGACGGGCAGAGCGUCUCCUUCGAGGAUGGGGCUGAAGAAGAAACCAGCACUGACUUGGGCAGGACUGAUCCAGACACAGCACGUGUGCAGAAAGCCAAGCUGGUGGCACUGCAGUCUCAGGAUUCUGCCUCAGAAGAGCAGCUGUGUUCCCAGGUGGAUUAUUUAAUGGAUGUUGCUUCUGUCUGUGCAGCAUCCUACACGAUAGAGUUAUUGGACACUGUUGCCUUAAAUUUGCACAGAAUUGAUAAAGAUGUCCAGAGAUGUGACCGGAAUUACUGGUAUUUUACUGCUGAUAACCUGGAGAAACUCCGAAACGUCAUGUGCAGUUAUGUCUGGGAGCACCUAGAAAUCGGUUAUGUUCAAGGCAUGUGUGACCUCCUGGCUCCUCUGAUGGUUAUACUUGAUAAUGAUCAGCUGGCUUACAGCUGCUUCAGCCACCUGAUGAAGAGGAUGAGCCAGAACUUCCCCAAUGGAGGUGCUAUGGACACCCACUUUGCCAACAUGCGGUCCCUGAUCCAGAUUCUAGACUCAGAGCUUUUUGAAUUGAUGCACCAGAAUGGAGAUUACACUCACUUUUACUUCUGCUAUCGCUGGUUCCUGCUUGACUUUAAAAGAGAAUUGUUGUACGAGGAUGUAUUUACAGUGUGGGAAGUUAUUUGGGCAGCAAAGCACAUCUCUUCAGAACAUUUUGUCCUUUUCAUUGCCUUAGCACUUGUGGAAGUUUAUCGAGAGAUUAUCCGUGAUAACAACAUGGACUUCACUGAUAUCAUCAAGUUUUUUAAUGAAAUGGCAGAGCAUCAUAAUGCUGAGGAAAUUCUGAGAAUAGCAAGAGACCUUGUCUACAAAGUGCAGACACUGAUUGAAAAUAAGUGAUCACGAGCAGACUGUCAUUGUGGCCUUGUUGUGAGCUACGGGAUGGAGCAUUUCUUGCACUGUAACUUCAAAAUGGUGUUUUAAUUGCAUCUUCCAUGUAAUGUAAUAAAUAUCAAAGAGAUUUGUAACAGACUUUUAAAAACAGAACUUUUCCUCCACCAGACAAGGUUUGUGUUUGAUAGUUCUUGUUACACUCACUUUGUAUUUCUAGACAAAAUCUUUUUGCAUUCUCUUACUUCCCUCUUGAGAAGACUGGCUAUCUGUCUAUACAUUUGAAAUACUAAAAAGGGGGCAUUUGACAUACUAGAACAUUUCUAUUUUGACUUACUGCACCUUUAAAGCCUGGAUGCACGUUGUGUGCUUUGCCAGAACCUUCCAUGGAGGCAGGGCUGGAUCAGACACUGGACUGGGUCCUUGGAAGAGCUUGGGCUGUGUCUAUGCCUUGAACAUGGAAGAAAAUGUGUGUGAGCUUCUGUCACUGAAACAUUUGGAUUUGUGUUUAGCAGAGUAUUUAGCAGCAAUUAAAGUAAAUAAGGUUACCAGCUGGGUAAAUGGCCUUAAACUAAACACCAUGGUUAAGUGGAACAGUGAAGAUCUGGCAACAUUAGCUAAGAACAUCAGUUAACCUUUGCUGAGCUUCUGCUGGUGAAACCUUCAUGUCCUGCACGUGCCACAGAGCUGCUUUCAUUUUACUUUGCAAACUUACCCUGCACCUCUUCCCCUGUGCCAAGAUCUGCCCAGAGUAGUUCAGCUCAGCACAGGUUUAGGACACAGAACUGGGUUCCCUAUCGCGUGCUCUCUGCAGAGUGAAGUCCAGAGCAGAGGCAGCAGGGCCCAGCCUCCUCCAGAUGACCCACAGGAGCUGAGCUGCCUCCUCCUGCUCUGCAGAGCUUUCUGGGAGCCUUACCCAGAAUCCUGCAGACACCAUCCAGGUGCUCCAGGUGCUGCUGGGCAGGAAUCAGCAACUUGCCAGGUGAAAUUGUUGCAGGGGACUUCAUUCAUGUUGCUGCAGCAUCGUGCUGGUUUGCAGAGCCAUCCAUAAGGUCUGUGCCACUUCCCUCCUGCUUGCCCAUGUGCUUCAGAAGCAGCAUUUCCCUGUCCUGCAGGGAGGGAAAUUUGAGGGGAGAGUUGAAAAAAGAAAACAAAAACCAAACCUCGAGUCCCCCCACUUUGGUUUGUGUGUCUGUUCACUUCAAAAGAGAAAUAGUAGUAUUUAAAAAAAAUAAAUUAACAAGAAUGAGAAACCCCUGCAACUCACAGAGCCUGAGGAAGUGAUGUAAAGAAAUACACCUGCACUAUUUUUCUUUGGUGUGUUGGGAAUGUACUAUUGAAUGCUGUUGAAAAGAAACAACAAACCUCUGCAAACUUUGCUGUAUUUGUUAUAACAUUCUGUCUAAUUGUAUUUUAUUAAUAUUGUGUAUUGACUUAUUUAUUUUUUGGGGGAGCAGACUAUUCUCUAUUGCACAGUUAUUUAUGUUUAAAUGUAACAUAUAAAUAAAUACUUAUCAUCAAGGCA